This is a messenger RNA of Pectinophora gossypiella (pink bollworm), 1144 nucleotides long. It is a transcript of the gene mdlc, whose product is annotated as E3 ubiquitin-protein ligase RNF113A. The transcript has 7 exons. Gene Ontology annotation, biological process: snoRNA splicing. NCBI's taxonomy places the organism in Eukaryota, Metazoa, Arthropoda, Insecta, Lepidoptera, Gelechiidae. Bases 167 to 1123 code for a protein of 318 amino acids. Gene Ontology annotation, molecular function: metal ion binding. The record is from RefSeq and is a predicted model, not a curated record. Gene Ontology annotation, cellular component: U2-type spliceosomal complex.
UUGUUGUUGUACUUGUUGUAAACAAUCGAUUUAUGUCGUUUUUCGUGAGUUUUACACCACUGUAAAGCAAUACAUAGUGUAUAAUUAAUAUUGCACCAGUUAAUUCGCUUAAUUUAACCUGUAUAGAUCUAUUUGCAUGUAAUUUUAAGUGUAAAAUUUGACAAAAAUGUCGGACGCAGAAGUCGAUGUUCCAACAACGUUUAAAAAGCGUAAUAUUAGAAAUAGAGGAGGGCGAAAGCGAAAAUCAACCAGUUCUGAAGAAAAGAGUGACACCUCAUCAGACGAUCAAAGAAUAGUGCUGCCAACAAAACGUCCACAGAAAGCCAACCCUAACAUCCAGAGCACGUCGGGACCGAAGAAACAGAAACCCGAACUUGCCAACAGUGAUUCUAGCAGCGAUGAUGAAAAGGCCAAAGACGCCCGUACAACACUCUCAGUACAGCAACAGAGAGAGAAUGCGACAGCAACAUAUGAGUUGGACACCGAGCGAGACAGAGACGCACAAGCCAUCUUUGAGAAGGCUCAGAAGAUUAACGAGGACCUCCAGGGGCAGGCUGAUGAUAAGGUGUACCGUGGUAUAAACAAUUAUGCUCAAUACUACAAGAAGCGCGACACGGCUGCCGGCAACGCCAGCUCCGGCCUCGUCAGGAAGGGUCCCAUACGGGCGCCCGCCAACCUCAGAGCCACCGUCAGAUGGGAUUAUCAACCAGAUAUAUGCAAGGACUACAAGGAGACAGGGUUCUGUGGGUUUGGAGACUCAUGCAAGUUCCUCCACGACCGCUCCGACUACAAGCACGGGUGGCAGCUGGAGCGCGAGGAGGCGACGGUCGCCGGCGACGACGACAGCGACUACGAGGUGCACAGCGACGACGAGCUGCCGUUCAAGUGCUUCAUAUGCCGGGGGAGCUUCACCGACCCUGUGGUCACCAAAUGCAAACACUACUUCUGCGAGAAAUGCGCGUUGGACAACUUCAAGAAAUCUUCACGCUGUUUCAUUUGCAACGCACAGACCAAUGGCAUGUUCAACCCGGCGACAGAACUGGCUGCGAAACUGAAGACACGAGCUGAAAAUGAUAGUGAUGAUGAUGAUGAUGAAGUUGAACAAAAUGAUGAUGUUGAUUGAUGAUUAAAGAUGUUGAGUUGA